Spodoptera exigua (beet armyworm) is the source of this 2891-nucleotide messenger RNA. NCBI's taxonomy places the organism in Eukaryota, Metazoa, Arthropoda, Insecta, Lepidoptera, Noctuidae. The record is from the annotation of a GenBank genome assembly.
UCAAAAAUUAAAUGGCCGUUCUUAUCGUUAUCGUUGUCAAAUUGUCAAUGCUUUGAUCUAUUUACUGAAAAUCUUUAUUUUUAUUAAUAUAAAAAAUUGUAGUGUUAAAUUGUAAUUAGUUAGAUAUAAAAGUGUAAAAUGUCUUUUACAUUCGGCACUCCAUCGAGUGCACCUGCAACAACAGGACUCACAGGAGGCUUUAAUUUUGGCGCUAACAAGCCUGCGACACCUGGGUUUGGGUUGACGGCCACGUCGCAGCCGUCGGGUCUGUUUGGGAACACGUCGUCGACUGAAACUCCAGCGUUUGGAAGUGCUGCACCAACUUUCGGUGCUACCUCCACUGCUCCGGCGUUCGGGGCCACCACAACGCCAGCAUUUGGAUCCACAGCGCCCCCAGCUUUUGGUUCGACAGCCACCCCUGCGUUUGGUUCUGCUGCACCAUCUUUUGGUGCUACGUCUGCAGCACCUGCCUUUGGCACAACUACUCCAGCAUUCGGUGCUACAACUACUCCCGCUUUUGGAGCCACAACCACUCCAGCAUUCGGAGCUAGUGCAGCACCCACAUUUGGCACAACUACACCUUCAUUUGGUAGUACUGGGUUAGGAACGGGUGGUCUCAACUUUGGUGCUGGAUCCAACACUGCAACCACUAGCUCAGGUUUAUCUUUUGGGACCCCUGCAACAUCUGCUAGUACAGGCCUUGGAGGUCUUGGUAGCUUUGGAUUUGGUAGUACAACCUCAACACAAAGCGUUGGGUUUGGUUUCGGAUCAACAAGCACUGCUACAACUACUACAAGUUUAUUAGGUUCUAAAUUGGGCACAACCAGUGUGACUGGUACACAGCCAUCUAUUUCAGCAACACCAAGUUUCGGGCUUGGCGGUGUUGCCACCAGCAGUAGUGGCAUUGGCGCUACAAAUACAACGGCUGAUUCUAAAAGUGAACCACCAAAGCAGAAUAAAUUGCCAAAUGAAAUCUUAACAACAGUGGAGUCGUUCAAAGAAUUUGUAAAGAAACAAAAGUCAUUGAGUUCUGAAGUAAUGAGGGUGUCUGUCAAACCAUUGCAUAAGGUGUCCCGCGAGGCGGAGUGCCGCCUGCGCGCGGCGCUGUCGCUGUCGGGCGAGGUGUGCCGCGCGCGGGCCCAGUCCCGCCGACUGCGGGCCGCCGCCGCCGCCGCGCUCGCCGCCGCCGAGACCGCCGCCAGGGACUACACGCUACCUGGCUCAGAGCUGGAAGGCACAGCACCACCAGCAUACGUGAAGGAUUUGAUAGCAGAAUUGGAACAACAGCUGAUCACAUUCCGAAGACAAAUGGACGUGGCAGACAAACAGAUGCAGUCAUCUCCUAAACUACUCACUGAACAGGAGCUAACUAUGGGCAUAAGAAGAAUGCACGAAUCUCUGGUAGCCUUAGCUGGUCGCCUACAAGCCGUGCAUACUCAAGUAGAAGCGCAAAAAGAACAAUAUCUUAACUUACGGAAGUACAUACUCAAGGAUCCUACAAAUGUCUUUGAUGAGCCAUCACCCAGCACAAGUUUGGAUCAGAUCCUCAGAGAUGCGGAGACCAACAGGAAGAAGAUGAAGUCUGGCGCGUUGCCUGACAUCACAUAUGGUAGCGCUGUGCUCUCAGACCCCAGGGUCGCUUUAGGUAAUUUGCAAAAUUUGGCCGGUCCAACACCAUUUUCUUACGUCGGGAGCUCAAUGUCGCCUUUUCCCUCGAUCGACGCUAGCGGUCCCUCAUGGCAGCCCCAAUCACAGCCGACCCUUAACUCGUCUUUGAACACCAGCUUCGGUAUCGCACAAGCUGACACUUCGACAGGAUUCCAGCUUCAGAAACCACCCGGCAAGCGAGGAAAGCAAUGAUAUUGGCGCUAAGCACGAUUUACCGUGCUACACAAUAAUGCUCAAUCAAUGAGCACAUCUAGUAAUACUGUUUCGUUAUUAUAAUCUUUUGCCAGUAUCGUCGUUUAUAUUGCAAUUAGUUAUAUGUCGAAAACUACAAGUUUACAGGACUUUUCGCCGUGUGAGUUGUGACCGGAGGCCCAAUCCUUCCCCUCCCCCAAUCCCUAAAUCUCCUAAUCCCCGUAAGGUCGGCAACGUACUCGAAACUCCUCUGUUGCGGGUGUCCAUGGGCGGCGCUGAUUGCUUACCAUCAGGUAAUCAGUCUGCUCGUUUGCCACAAACAUUUUUCGGACGCGUUCCAUUAAACCGUAUCUAAGUAACAUAAACAUUUUUUUUUACAUUAAACAUAUUGCAAUUUGAACGAUGAUAUUCACUUUUGUAUUGCUUUGAAUAACUUAAGAAAUUGGGCUUAUAAGGACAAUUUGAAUAGGCCGUUUCGAACUAAGUGGUAAGAAUGCGCUCGCAUUCGCUCUCCUAUAUAUGAAGCGUAGAUGCAAGAAUUUGCGAGAAUGCGCGCGUAUUUUUAAAUCUUAGGUUCAAUUUUUACUAUUAUUAAUUUUAUUAUAGCCUUGAUGCUUAUAUAACUAGGUUAUAUGAAUGUCAUUAAAGUAAAAAAAUUUAAAGAUUAUGUGAAGUAGCACUCUAUUGUUUCUACACCAACCAGAAUACCUAAAGCAACGCGCUUAUGACAUCCGGCGCUUUGAUUGGCAAGCUCCAAGUCCAACCAAUGAGAGUGCCAAAUGCGUAAAGCAAACUAUGGACUAUCGGUUUAGGUUAUUAGGGGCUGAUUUUUCAAUAGUUAGAUAAAAGUUACCUGGGGACUAAUUUUGAUGCUGUCGCGUCGGAAUGUUUUAUAAGUCAAAGUAAAAAUCAUUUAGUCCAACUAAACCAUAAAUAGGUACUUUUGAAACGUCAAAAUAGAAAAGUAGUCUGUCAGUCUGUUCGUCAGUGAAGCUAGGUGCUCAUUCCAAAUUGUAGAUUCGAAUGGAGAA